UGGCCCCACAGAGGCGGCACCGACAGCGGCGUCCUCCAGUCAGGACUGAAUGAGCGGCGGCUCCCCAUCCCGCUACUCACGUCGCGCAGACACCGGAAAGGGGAGCCACCACCCACACUUUACUUUAGUUUUGUGGUUGGAGGGGAGGGACGACUGAGAGUUACACAUGUGUUGUUUUUUGUUGUUUUUCCCCCUCCACCUACCGUCAUUUUGUUUUUGAGUGAGUGUGAGUGAGACACUUUGGGCUAUGGCUUCAUCCGUGACCGGGACAGAGGAGGUCCGGGUGUCGGCGCUGACGCCUCUGAAGUUGGUGGGACUCGUAUGUGUCUUUCUCGCCCUAUGCCUGGAUGUCGGGGCCAUGCUGAGCCAAGCGUGGGUCACGGCGGAUGACCAGUACUACCUGUCCCUGUGGGUGUCUUGCUGGAAGCCCGUCAGCUCCGAGGAGUGGUCCUGCAACAGCUCGCUGGCCACCGACUGGCAGAUCGCCACCCUCGCCCUGUUGGUGGGGGGAGCAGCCCUCACCCUGAUCUCCUUCCUCGUGGCACUGAUCUCCCUGUGCUUCGGCUCGAGGAGUCGCUGCUACAAGCCCGUGGCUGUAAUGCUGUUGUCUGCAGUGGUGCUUCAGGUGUGCAGCUUGGUCCUGUUCCCCAUUAAGUUCAUAGAAACAGUCAGUCUGAGGGUGUACCAUGAGUUCAACUGGGGCUACGGGCUGGCCUGGGGAUCCACCAUCUUCUCAUUUGGAGGGGCCAUUCUCUACUGCCUCAACCCCAAGAACUAUGAAGACUACUACUAGAAACAUGUCAGACAAGAGGAAAAAUCCAUGACUCAGUGCUUCACUCAGUUUCCACCCAAUUUCUCUACAGUGCAAAAUCACUGAAAAUAAGAAAAACAAAUGUAUCUUAACAGCAUCUGAACUGGGCAGGCAUUCUUCUGUUUGAUACUGUGAACUUGCUGUCUUAAAGACUAAACUUGCAUAUUGGACAGAUGCCCAUGAGCCCUUUUUAGGAGGUUUGGCAGCAAGCCCAGCUGUAAAAAAGAAAUCUAACAUCGGGCAAAGGAGAGGGUUUGGAAGAGAAUGUCAUGAUAGGAUUACUGUGUGUUCCCUUUAAGGGUAACUCCAGUUGGUCUUAGAUUUGGGCAGAAAAUCUGAAGGGAACAGAUGGCGUCUAUGACCCCAUACCAGCAUGAAUCUGUGUACUAAUAAACCAGUCAGAGCAGAGAAGGAAAGAACUGAUGUAAUGCCAGGGCAAUGUAGAGAGGAAGGUGUCCUAUUGACGUGAUAUCCUGAUGAUGACAAAGUGAGGAAGACAGAGCAGCAUGCUAGAUUUCCCCAGAUACUCCACAUCUGGACCUUGGCCAAGCCUCCUUCCUCCUAUACAGAUAAACAGCAAAAACAAGUGGACCGACUUUUUCUUCUGAACUGUUUGAAUCUAUUAAAAGGGUCAGUGGUACUAAUAACACAUAAGAGCUUCCUAGGAUAAUACAUUCCACAUAUACAGUAAUAAUGCAGACAUUCAGCAUAACCAGUCACACCUGCUGUUAAUAAAAACAAUGUAUUAUAUGUAAGUAUACUUUAUUAUGCAUAUUGUACAAUGUCCAAUCCAGACAGUGGGAAGAUGGCAAAUGACCAUGAAUGCUGAGUGCACGUUUGCAUUAUUCUCAGACUUCACCAUGUGAUGCAUCCUUAUCUUCCCACUCUGCAAGAAAUGUGAAUAUUCUUAGAACACGCAUCGUUAAGGGCGCAUUUGUUUCCAUAUAAAGAAAAAAAAAAUCACGGAAAUUGAAGUCUGUGAACUCUGUUUUGUCAUCCAAGUUAAAUUCCAUAAUCAUAGUGUUUGAGGGAAUAAUGGAGUGCAAAAUGUGGUGCAUGACUAGUGAGGAAGACUGUAGAAAGGGCAACCUCCACUCACCUCUUCAAAUCUGGUUCAUGGCGGUCAUCAGCUUCUACCUUUUGCAACAUUACUAGAGUGUUCAUGAAUGCAACUUCUGUCCUCUACUGUGUUUCUGAUUACCACUAGUUUAAUUACCAACAUAAUAAACGUGUACUGG
Molecule: messenger RNA, 2049 nt
Organism: Melanotaenia boesemani (Boeseman's rainbowfish)
Lineage: Eukaryota; Metazoa; Chordata; Actinopteri; Atheriniformes; Melanotaeniidae
Gene: tmem47
Product: transmembrane protein 47
Exons: 3
Coding region: 248-793 (181 amino acids)
Biological process (GO): cell-cell adhesion
Cellular component (GO): membrane; cell-cell junction
Source: RefSeq, a predicted model, not a curated record